Molecule: messenger RNA, 2718 nt
Organism: Castor canadensis (American beaver)
Lineage: Eukaryota; Metazoa; Chordata; Mammalia; Rodentia; Castoridae
Gene: Hps6
Product: HPS6 biogenesis of lysosomal organelles complex 2 subunit 3
Biological process (GO): lysosome localization; protein localization to membrane; organelle organization
Cellular component (GO): lysosomal membrane; BLOC-2 complex
Source: RefSeq, a predicted model, not a curated record
GCCAGCCCGGCCGGGCCGGGCGGAGUCAACAUUCAGGCCGGGCCUGGGCCCACCUCGCUCACCCCGGACGGAAGUCUCAGCCCGGCUCUCGACUCCGGAGAACCGCUCACUGACCGAGAGCCGGGCCUCACCCACGGGGCGGCUGAGCCUAGGAGAGCUCCGGUGCGGGAGGCACCAUGAAGCGUGCGGGUACUCUGCGCCUGCUUUCGGACCUGAGCAACUUCAGCGGCGCGGCCCAACUCCGAGAGUUGUUGGCCGGGGACCCAGCCGUCCGAGUCCGCUGCAGCCCGGAUGGCCGCCACCUGCUGCUGUUGAGACGUCCAGGGGCGCCCAGCCAGCAGCUCCUGGUAGCUGUGCGUGGACCCGGCGCGGAACUGGAACGUGCCUGGCCCGAGGGCCACCCCUCACCACUAGACGCCUUCUUCCUGCCGUGGCCGGCGCGACCCGCGCUGAUCCUGGUGUGGGAGAGUGGCCUAGCCGAAGUGUGGGGUGCCGGGAUGAAGCCUGGCUGGCAGCUGCUUCAGAGCACCGAACUGUGUCGGGGUGGCGGAGCCCGCGUAGUAGCCGUGGCGGCGCCCCGAGGCCGCCUGGUAUGGUGUGAGGAGCGUCAGUCCGGCACUGAGAACCCGUUAGGGCAACCUGCAACCGCUUUCAGCUACUGCGUGUGCGUCAGGACGUUAGAGGCAAGUGGAGAGCCUGGUACCAGCCUGGGCCGCACACACGUCCUGCUGCACCACUGCCCCCCUUUUGAAAUGAUGGCCUCCCACAAGGACCUCUUCCUGGUGCCCACUGCCACCACUUGGCCUGGUGUGGCCCACAUUCUGCUCAUCUGGAGCCCAAGCAAGGGCAAAGUGAUAGUGGCUGCCCCAUGUCUUGGCCUCUCCCAUAGUAAAAGCCUGAAUCCCAGACAAGGAGACACCUGGGACUUUCGAACCCUGCUCCGAAGUCUUCCUGGGUUGCUGUCCCCUAGGGAGCCAUUGGCUAUACAUACCUGGGCCCCAACUCCUCAGGGCCUGCUGUUGCUUGACUUCAGAGGCACAGUGAGCCUAGUACAGUCCCAUGGUGGUAACCGAGUGGUGGGCACUCUGCAAGAGGCACCUGCAGGCCUUGUGGGGUCUGCAGCCCUAGGAAUAUUUCAGGGCACUCUGGCCUGUGUGCUGGGCUCCACCUUGGAACUGCUGGACAUGGGCAGUGGACAGCUGCUGGAGAGGAAGGUCCUAAGUACAGACCGAGUACAUUUGCUGGAACCCCCACCUCCUGGCAUGGACAAGGAAAAGCUGGAGACCCAAGGGGGUCUUUGUUUGCUUUCAGCCUUGGGUUUGUUCUGUGUAGGUUGGGAAGUCCCCCAGGGCCUUGAGCUGCCCUCAGCCAAGGAUCUGGUGUUUGAGGAGGCCUGCAGUUACUACCAGCGGCGGAGUCUGCGGGGUGCCCAGCUCACUCCAGAGGAACUGAGACACAACAGCACAUUCCAGGCACCUCAGACCUUGGCCUCUAUCCUCCAGGGCCACUUGCCCCCAUCUACCCUGUUGACUACACUGAGAGCUGAACUUCGGGAUUACCGGAGUUUAGAGCAGCUCAAGGCCCAGCUGGUAGCUGGGGAUGAUGAGGAGGCUGGCUGGACUGAGCUGGCAGAGCAUGAAGUGGCACGUCUACUGAGGACUGAGUUGACUGGAGACCAGCUGGCCCAGCUCAACACUGUUUUCCAAGCCCUUCCUACUGCAGCCUGGGGCGCCACUCUUCGAGCCCUACAGCUCCAGCCAGAUGGGACUGGCAGACUGAGGUCUCAAGCUCCCCCUGAUGUGUGGAAGAAGGUGCUAGGGGGUACAAUAGCUGGAAAGGACCCCCCCAAUGGGAUACUGCCUCCUUUUGAACUCCUAUGCCAAUGCUUAUGCCGGCUAGAACCUCGAUGGCUGCCCCCCUUUGUGGAACUGGCACAGCAGCAGGGCGGGCCAGGCUGGGGGGCUGGAAGCCCAGGGCUGCCCCUCUAUCGCCGAGCCCUGGCAGUUCUAGGUGAGGAGGGGAACAGGCCUGAGGCACUGGAGCUAGAGCUGCUCCUGGGCAGUGGGCGGCCCAAAGCUGUGUUGCAAGCUGUGGAGCAGCUGGUGCAAAAGGAGCAGUGGGAGCGGGCUUUGGAGGCUGGCCUGGCCCUAGGCCCCUCCAGCCCCUUGCUUCGAAGUGAAAUCUUUAAACUGCUACUGGGUGAGUUUGCCCAGCACCGCCGCCUUGAUGCUCACCUCCCUCUCCUUUGCCGCCUGUGCCCACCAGAAGUCGCUCCAGAUGAGCUCCUGCUUCUACUGCAGUCACACCUCCCAGAUGAGGUGGGACCCCCUGCCCCAUUUCCUGAACCUGGAGCAGAGCCCCCUCUCACAGUGGGCUUGCUUAGAGCCCUGUUGGAGCAGACUGGGGCUCAAGGACGGCCCUCAGGCCCAGUUCUAAGCCCAUAUGAGGAUAUCCUAUGGGACCCAGGUACUCCACCCCCCACCCCACCUCGGGAACCUAUUGCUACCCUCAAGGCAUCAGACCAACCAGACCUGGAGGCCUGGGCACCAGCUGGACAGGGUCUCUGUGUGACUAACACAGGAAAUCGCUUAUAGGACACAGUGAUCAGGGAAAAAUGUCUAGGAGUUGGAAGGGGACAAGGUGGAAACUGUGUGUGCAAUACUCCUCUCUUCUGAAGCAAUUUUAAGACAUAUGUGUAAAUGUUAAAUAUAUACGUUU